Molecule: messenger RNA, 1387 nt
Organism: Xiphias gladius (swordfish)
Lineage: Eukaryota; Metazoa; Chordata; Actinopteri; Istiophoriformes; Xiphiidae
Product: keratin, type II cytoskeletal 8-like
Exons: 10
Coding region: 43-1317 (424 amino acids)
Biological process (GO): intermediate filament organization; keratinization
Cellular component (GO): keratin filament
Molecular function (GO): structural constituent of skin epidermis
Source: RefSeq, a predicted model, not a curated record
CCCCGAAUCGAACCAGCCUUGAAAACUCCACGCAGCACUACCAUGAGCCUGAGGAGCAAGCACAUCAGACGUCCAGGACUGCACAUGUCCUCAGGGGGCUUCAGCAGCAUGUCCAUGGGAUCCUACUCCAUCCCCAAGAUCAGCACCGGAACUAACCAGGGGGCCCCGAUUACAGCUGUGACCAUCAACAAGGGCCUGCUCACCCCACUGAAGAUAGACAUCGACCCCACCAUCCAAGCAGUCCGCCACCAGGAGAAAGAGCAGAUCAAGAGUCUCAACAACCGCUUUGUCUCAUUCAUUGAUAAGGUAAGACACCUGGAACAGCAGAACAAAAUGCUGGCAACCAAGUGGAAGCUGCUGCAUGGAGAGACUGCCACCUCCUCUAACGUUGAGCCCAUGCUGAAGUCCUACAUCGCCAACCUGCAAAGACAUCUAGAGAUUCUCAACAAUGACAAACACAGGCUUGACAUGGAAAACAACGUCAUGCACCAAAAUGUUGUUGACUACAAGACAAAGUAUGAGCAAGAAAUCAACAAGAGGAAUGAGGCAGAAAAUGAGUUCGUCAUGCUCAAAAAGGAUGUGGAUGCAAGCUAUCUGUCCAAGGUGGAUCUGGACGACAGGUUGUCUGCUAUCACUGAUGAAUUCAACUUCCUCAAGGCUCUGUAUGAUGUGGAGAUGCGUGAGCUGCAGGAGAGCUUAAAGGAGACCUCUGUGGUGGUGCACAUGGACAACUCCCGUGGCCUGAACAUGGAUCAGAUCGUAGGCGAAGUUAAGGCUCAGUAUGAGGACAUUGCUGGCCGCAGCCGUGAGGAAGCUGAAAGUUGGUACAAGAACAAGUUUGACCAGAUGACUGCUGAGGCGGACCAGUAUGGCAAUGAGCUGCGUAGCACCAAGGCAGAAAUAUCCGAGCUCAACCGAAUGAUCAGCCGCCUGCAGAAUGAGAUCCAGGCUGUAAAGACACAGCGUGCCAGUCUAGAGGGUCAGGUUGCCGAAGCGGAGCGCCUUGGGGAGGGAGCCGUGCAGGAUGCCAAGGCUCGCAUCAGGGACCUGGAGCUGGCUCUGCAGAGGGUCAAACAGGACAUGGCUCGCCAACUGAGAGAGUACCAGGAACUUAUGAAUGUCAAGCUGGCCCUGGACAUAGAGAUCUCCACCUACAGGAAACUGCUGGAGGGAGAGGAGGAGAGACUUGGACAGGAGUCUAUUGUCAACAUCCAAACAGUGCCCACCAAAACCAUCUUGGUUAACAACCACCAGGAGCGAAGGUCAGGUCCAGUUCUCAUCAAGACAGUGGAGACCCAUAACAGAUCGUACAUCUGAGGCAGAAAACACUCUGCAAUACGCUAAACUGCUGGAUCACUCAACCCAUUUUACUCUACCUUUACAUAAC